Molecule: messenger RNA, 1567 nt
Organism: Colletes gigas
Lineage: Eukaryota; Metazoa; Arthropoda; Insecta; Hymenoptera; Colletidae
Gene: Apt1
Product: acyl-protein thioesterase 2
Exons: 8
Coding region: 99-797 (232 amino acids)
Biological process (GO): protein depalmitoylation
Cellular component (GO): cytoplasm
Molecular function (GO): palmitoyl-(protein) hydrolase activity; carboxylic ester hydrolase activity
Source: RefSeq, a predicted model, not a curated record
GACGGUUGAUUAGUUCGUCGUAAUAAGUUUUGCUAUUCUGAAUACUGUCAUGAAUUUUUCAUGGUGACGAAACAUUUUGCAAUUAACACAUAUUGACGAUGGGCUGUUCCAUAGCCCGUCCAAAAUCGCGACAAAUAAUGACAUCGGUGAGCCCUGUGGUGAUAGCAGCAACAGCCAGACAUACAGCCACACUUAUAUUUCUUCAUGGAUUGGGAGAUACAGGACAUGGAUGGGCUAGUUCAAUGAAUGCAGUACGAUUACCUCAUAUUAAAGUUAUUUGUCCUACAGCACCAACAAUGCCAGUGUCUAUAAAUGCAGGAUUUAGAAUGCCUUCUUGGUUUGACUUACGAACAUUGAAUCCAAGUGGAGUUGAAGAUGAGGAGGGUAUACGCAAAGCUGCACAAAUGGUGCACACUUUAAUUGCAGAAGAAGUAGCAGCAGGAAUACCUACAAAACGCAUUGUCCUUGGUGGUUUUAGUCAGGGUGGUGCCCUUGCUAUAUAUAGUGCUCUUACAUUCCCAGAACCUUUAGCUGGUGUUAUAGCUUUAUCGUGUUGGCUUCCUUUGUACCAAAAAUUUCCUGCUGAAGCAAUAGGAAAUAGAAAUACUCCGUUGCUACAAUGUCAUGGCGACUAUGAUCCAGUUGUACCAUACAAGUGGGGCCAAAUGACUGCAUCCCAUCUCAAGCAAUUCAUGACACAAGUAGAAUUUAAAACAUAUCCAGAAAUGAUGCAUGCAUCUUGCGAUGAGGAAAUGCACGACAUGAAGAAAUUCAUCGAAAAAGUUUUGAAGCCGUAAUAAUUCUAUAAAAUAUAUUAAUAUUUUAAGCGUUAACCUUAUUACCUUAUUGUUCUUUAUUAAAUUAAUUACUUCCAACUUUACUGCUACUUAAGUCUAGUGCUUGGCGAAGAAGUAAAGACAGCAGUAGAUGAAAAUGUUUAAAUCCUAAAGGAAAAGACACACUACCGGUAAUGAAUUAUUAUUUGCGGUAAAUAUUUAUUUUGAUUCUAUUGUCGUUUACGUUUAUUUAAUCGAAUUUUUGUUGUUUUAAAAUACCAAAGUUGUUAUUAUAUUUCCAACUUCUGAUUUUACAAUGCACGUUAAUAAUCGUAUCUCUCGCUUCAAUUCUAAAUGUUUUACUAUACCUGAAAAGAUAACAUUUGAAGGCAACAAUUUAUCUUAUGCGUAUCUUUUAUAAAAUUUCGAUUACAUUCGAAUUGUUUGUGCAAACAAAAUUUGACUAAUUUCAUAUUUUGGUGAACAUAGAAAAAAGAUUAUUAUUUGAAUUCAUUUCUAAAUAAAAUUUUCAUUUCCAAAUAGAUAUAAUAAUUUUUCUUAAUUUACUUUUGUUUUGUGAAAAAUGUUUACAUAUAAUUGAAAGUCUUAAUUUAUACAUCAGGAUAAUUAUAAGCAUUUAGACAUUCUUUAUGAUAUUUCCAUUUUAAAUAAGUUCUAUACAAUGUACAAACAUUACUAUUUAUGAAAUACUGACUUUUGUAGAAAUGUUGUCUAGGAGACAGUAAUAUGGCCAUGUAAUCUGUGGUUACAAAAUAUAGUUUUGAAAUCAA